UGCCCUAAAUAAAUAAACCUAGGCCAAAAUAAAAUCACAGGUUGUUGGAAUGGUGAACUGCGUAUGUGCUCAAAAAGUCAUCCUGACGGUUUUGGAUAUUCGGGUCAAAGAUCAAGUAAUACUGCACAGCCUUAUUGUGCGAAACCAUAGUUCGCUGGAAAUCUUGCGAGAUAACAGGGUCAUUAAAGUGUCAAAUAGCUAUGCAGCUUUGUAAGAGAAACCACUCAAGAAAGUGAUGCGUGCUUGUUGUGUGGGUGACUGAUUGGUGUAGACGUUGCCGAAAUUGGGCUUUCAAAUGGCUCACAAAAUGGUGGUCGGUAAGCGACUGAGUGACAACUUGGACAAACGCACCGCGAAGGGCAUGAAGAGGGUACACGAGGAUCGACACAGAAAUACUUCGGGGAGUCGAAAUACGCUGGAUGUUGAUCCGAACUAUCGGCGGGCACGCAGCGCAGAGGACCUGUCCCCGAACUCCAUCCCAAAUGAGCAACCAUUACCCUCGACGCCGCCGGUCACCAAGCAUUCAUUCGGUUUAAAGGGUCUCUUUCACCGCAAGAAGGAAAAUGAUGCGGCGCCCCCUAUCAUAGAGAUCUCGGCCCACAACCAGGAGCCCGAUGUGCAUCCCGUCUCCUACGCGCAGAACAUUUACAACCCGCCGGUCCGGCCCAACGCGUUCAACCGAGUCCUGCAGCAGAUCCGGUCCCAACCAGCUAUGCUGAGGCGAGCUUCGGAGACCAAAGUCCCCUCCAACUCCAAGCUGACGUCCAUGCGGACGCGGUCGGAUGGCAGCGACAAUGACAAGGAAGACACGGGGCGUAAGAAGGGUUCCAGCUUGCCCCGGGACGUGGAGAUGAGGGCGCGGGCGGAGUCGGCCCGGCCGGCUACGAAGGAGGACCAAGUCGACUUUGUACAUCUCGCACACACCCAGACCGACACCACGCUGUGCCACACCCCCAGCUAUGGCUCCGACAUGGAGCAGCAGGACGAGACGGACAGCGUCACCUCCCCGGACCCCCACCGGACCAAGUUCCUCAUCGAGCAGACCCUGGCCAAGAUUGACCGGACCAAAGAGGCCAUGAAGGCCGAACAAAUUGCAAAAGACGAAAAUGUGACCGAGUACCUGAAGCUGUCGGCCCAGGCCGACAAGAUCCAGAUGCAGCGCAUCAAGACCGUCUUUGAGAAGAAGAACCAGAAGUCCAACGCCACCAUCGCCCACCUGCAGAAGAAGCUGGAGAACUACCACAAGAAGCUGAUUGAGCUGGAGACCAACGGGGCGGUGGGGCCCAGGAGGCCCAAGGAGGUGUUCCACGGGAUGCAGCAGGGGCUGAGGGGAGUAAGAGACAACAUCAAGGAAGGCAUUACCGGGUUUUCUGGGGGCAUGGCCGAUCGAAUCGGGGGAGGCAUCUCCGGACUCACGGGUCUCACGCAGAGCGCCGCUAGCGUUGUUGUUUCCAAGCCCAAAGAAAUUGCCCAUAAAUUCAAGAACAAGUUCGGCAGUGCAGACAACAUCGAUAACACCGAUGAAGAAGAGGAUGUUGACCAACCACACAAGACAGGGAGAAGUAGCUGGUUUGCACCGACGCCGGCUACCAUGCCAAAGUCCAACAGCGAGGGUGAAGAGUCGUCCAGCAUGGAGAUGACAGAAAACGGUCACCUGAUGAUGAGAGAUGAGCUAGAGGAACAUCCGUUAGUGGGUCGCAUGACGAUACUCCAAGACAGGAUAUCGGAACUAGCGGCAUCCGAGGCGCUACUACACGUGAAAAUAGAAGAAUUAAAGGAGCAAAACAGAGAGCAGUACCAGUUCUUCAACCAGGCGCUGGCGGACGAGCGCUACCGGGCCGAGCGGCUGGAGGAGCAACUGGCCGACCUGACUGACCUGCACAACCACGCACUGACCAACAUGCAGCAGGAGCUGAGCAGCAUGGAGGAAAGACUAGAGUACCGGUCGGCCGAGAGGGAGAGAGAUGUGCUGGACAACGUGGACCAGUGCCAGACUAGGAUAUCGAAGAUAGAACUGGCCCAGCAGCACCAGCAGGUCAUCACGCUGGAGGGCUACGAGAACGCCAACGCGAGGGCGCUCUUGUCCAAGCUCAUCAACGUCGUGCUGUCCGUCCUGGCCGUCGUACUACUCAUCAUUUCCACCAUCACCAAUGCGGUGUCGCCGUUUGUCGCAACGAGAGGGCGUCUGUUAACCACCGUGACGUUCUCCUUCUUAUUCUGUUGCAUCUGGCAACGCCGCGAGGUCAUCGAAGACCUGACCCAGCACAUCGUGGAGAACUACAAACACUUAUUCUACGUCAACAGUCGAACGUGACCCCUGCCCCUCGACCAGUUCCCGUUGUUCCCUUCCGUCCACAAACACUAGAGGGCAACAUUCCCUCCGCGUCCAAAAUGGAGGUAGUCGUGUUUAAAAUUUGUGGCAGUACAGUUUUUUGUGUGGUUGGACACCAGCUGUGACCGGUAUCCUACAGCAGGGAGUUGUGUGAGGCAGGACACCGGCUGUGACUGGUUUCCUACUGCAGGGAUUUCGUAUGUGGUUGGAUACCAGCUGUAACCGGUAUCCUACCACAGAGAUUUUGUGUGUGGUUGGACACCAGCUGUAACCGGUUUCCUACCACUGGCAAUUGUAUGAGGUGUGACACCAGCAGUGACCGGUAACCUACAGUACAGAUUUGUGUGUGGUUGGAUACCAGCUGUAACCGGUACCCAAUCACAGGGAUUUGUAAGAGGUGUGACACCAGCUGUGACCGGUACCCUACAGUACAGAUUUAAGUGUGUGGUUGGAUACCAGCUGUGACUGGUAGCCGUCAACAGGGAUUAGCACACGAUUAUAAGGCCCUCCCUCGUCCAACGGCCGGUGCUGAAUAUAUAUAACCAUUGGGAACAACGACACCAAUAUACCACAGCAAUUGUGAACUUUAUGAACUGGGACACCACUUUUCAUUGGUACUCUGCACGUCCCUUGCUAAUGUUAAUAUUUGCCAAAGAAUUUGAAAUAGCAUUUUUUCGCUGAUAUUUAUGAACGGUACAUUUUUUUUUGUAUAUGAUUGAAAAACCAAAUGAAACAAUUGUAUAGUUGUCCAUGGAAGUUUGUUCACGUUGCGAAAAAUCUGGAGAGAUAAUGUCUUUUAUUACGCUAAUACAUGUAAGUGAGAAAAACUUCAGACGCUAUUUGGACAAAAGUGGAACACUUGGAUGUUCUUGAAAGUACUACGAGCUGAAUAGUAAACAUGUGUUCAACCACUUUGUCUUGUUCUUGUAAACGUACAGCGCAGGCAGUGGUAAACUCGAAGCUUAACAUUCAACCUUCGGUGAAAUUUCAGCAGCUGAAGAUAUGGAAAAGACAACUCCAUACUCAAGAAAUCGAACAUUACCAUGCUUGCACAACCGUCAGCAGAAACAUUUGCGCAAUACGCCGCGAGAGUUUGAUGUCAUCUCCUCUCGGUCACAUUGGGCUGACUUCCUCGAAAAUGGUUCACGCAUUACACGUACGUUUAGCACACGCAUUGCACGUACGUUUAGCACACACACGAUCAAAGACAGCAACUUUACAUCCUACUUUUUAGAACAUUUUCACAAAUUAGUACCUGUAAGUGGUUAACUGCCUUUCAGCAGAUUGUCACCACACCAUUUCAACCACACUUGUGCUUGUUUUCGCUUCAAAGAGGAGAAUCAAGCCGAUUAUGAAACGGAUUCGCAACAGCCGUAGCGAAACCUUGGUGUUCACCAGACCGUUGCAGCCCGCGUGAACCAGUGAUCAUGGUGGCACCGAGUUGAUCUCUGAGUGACAUUACGACUUUACGAAUUGGUCUGGGGGACUAAUUUGCCGAGGACCAGCUAUCCGACAGUAAAAAUGCUUAGAAAAUCGACCUUUGACCUGUCUAUCGACCUGUGGCAUUUCCGGAAUUCACUGAGAAAGCUAACAAUCCGUUGACAUACUAUUAUUAAAGUAUUUGGAAAACAACGCUCAUACACACGUACAUGAACAAACCCACCGCAGUGUUUUGGUCGUCUGACAUUUUGUUUGAUGUUGGAAUUUACUGGACUCUCGCCCUACGAUUUUAAUACUGCAACAAUAGGAAAACUUUUUGCACAGUUUUUAUUUUGGGGUAAUACUUUGUGGAAGAACUGAGUCAGUUCGGUUAAAUAGGUCACAAGGGAACUGCCACGAAAAAACAAACAAACAUGAAAACAAAAAGUAGUAGUACAUGAGGAGUUUUUUGAAUACUUUGCAGAAUGUGUUACCUAACGUUACAUUUACAAGUGUAUAAUUUGAUAGAGCUACUAAUGCGCAUAGAGCAGGAUCCAGAAUAAUGUCUGGUUCCUGACCCAUUAAGACCAUCUUGUAUUACACCCAAGAGGCUGGAAUACUGCCAUUUUCUGUUUCAAAAGAAAACGUUGUUUCUCUUGAGAAAAAUAUUCAAAACCUCAAAAAAUUGCAAGCCUUCCAGAAUUGUUUUCCAAAGCAAAGAGGCUGAUCACUGAGGACAAACAACAUUUUUUUUUUUUAAGUUGAGAUCAAAAUUUUGUAAUCUUUUUGCCUCCAAUUGGCUGAAACACCACAAGUAUUUUAUUGCCAUGGUUGCUAAGGGAACACAGUGUUACCUUGGUAGCUAUCCGUGGCAACCAUCCAUGGCGGCCAUGUUGCAAAAGUCACACGCGUAGGUAUGUGUAUGUGGCAGACUUGCGGCACAAUUGGCAUGUACAAUGUACAUUCACUUUAAUUUAUACAAAUUUUCAUGCAUUGUAUUGUCUCAUACAUGUAGAUAUGCUUUAACCAUAACUCAUCAUGCGUUUUUGUGCUACGAAGGUUGCUUAAUCCUCCAAAAUGCACCAAAAUCUGUCGGGCGACAGGUACAUACAAUGGCCUGUCUCAUUUCGUAUCCGGGACGAGUUCCGGACGAGUUGCGGGUAAAAUCAUCCACUUUGUCCGGAACAAGCUCUGCAUUUGUCCCGGACACGUUGCUGGGAAUUUUUCACCAGCAACUGCUCGACUCGCCAAUACUGAUAACUUCAUUGCGGGAAGAUUGCGGGGAAGUUUUUCUGAAUCCUGCAACUUAUACCCGAUACAAUGUCCACAACUCGUCCAAGAUAUGAAUUGAGCUGGGCCCUAAACUAGCAGUGGAAGUACGAUAUCACAGUACUCCUUGUAACAGCAACAUACAUGUACGCAUUAGUCGCCUCCAACAAUCUCCUAACAGUAGCGUUUGCAAUUUAGCUAAUUAGCACCUGUAAAACUUUGUGUUUAUUCUCUGAUGAACCCAUAACUCUAGGGUGCGUGGACGGUUUGAGGUGGUACAGGGAGUAACAGGCAGGGCAGUUUUGAGCGUUACAGAGACAGCUAGAGUCAGAAAUAUGAGGAAGAAAAUUCCUGUGUGCAGUUUAAUACUGGAAAAAACCCACCUCUCUCGCAAUUUGUAAAAAGGUUUUUUGCCUUUAUUGAAAAAAUAAAAAGUUUGGCAAUACGGUGUAAUUUCUAGUGAAGAAAGCUUCAAAUAGUGCAAUUGUUUUUAUAUAUAUUCCAUUAUCUGAAGAAGAAAAAACAUCUUCAGACACGGAUUUUCCAAAUUGUCCAUGUUCAGUUUUAUCUUGUGGUUGCUAAGCGGAAAGCCCUUCACCUAUUAUAUGUAGAUCUGGUACCCGCAACAUGUGGCUCACUUAACAUUGUUUUUCCCACAAGUAAGUCUUGGAUGAAGACAAAAUGGCCACAGCCUGUAAGGUCCCAGCUUGCUUAGUACAAUUAUGUCAACUUAGUUGUGUACAUAUAUUUUUUUUAUGUAACGCAGUUUCAAAAACAGCUAACCCGUAAAUUGUAUAUUGGCAAACUUGUGUAUAUAUUGUAGAUGGAUGUUUCAUAUGUAUGCAUAUGUACUAAAAAAAUAUUGUUUUACUACCAAAAAAGGAACAAGAACUUAAAGUUGAGUGUAAUAAAAAAUAAGCAUAAAA
Patiria miniata (bat star) is the source of this 5946-nucleotide messenger RNA. Its product is annotated as transmembrane and coiled-coil domains protein 2-like. The transcript is spliced from 14 exons. Bases 296 to 2314 code for a protein of 672 amino acids. Gene Ontology annotation, cellular component: endomembrane system. Lineage: Eukaryota; Metazoa; Echinodermata; Asteroidea; Valvatida; Asterinidae. The record is from RefSeq and is a predicted model, not a curated record.